Molecule: messenger RNA, 1521 nt
Organism: Lactuca sativa (garden lettuce)
Lineage: Eukaryota; Viridiplantae; Streptophyta; Magnoliopsida; Asterales; Asteraceae
Product: acyl-CoA--sterol O-acyltransferase 1
Biological process (GO): lipid metabolic process
Source: RefSeq, a predicted model, not a curated record
AGACGUGUGAAAGAAAAUAUAUGCAAUUAAAGGGUUGAGUGGUAUUUUUAUGGGUGCGAUUAGAAUCCCCCAUCCACAAAGCCUCUGCAUAUUGAAGAUCUUGAGAAAGGAGAAAAAAAACUCAACUCAAGUCAACAAUGGAGGGGGAGAUGAAAAACUUCGUAUUUGUAUGGACAACAGUCUUGGCAUCUCUCCUUCUCUGCCGCAAAAUCAGUAAAGUUAUAGCACCAGGUACAACACGUCUUUUAGCAUUCAUCCCUGUCUUCUGCAUCUUCUUCUACCUCCCUCUCCUCCUUACUGCUGUUCAUCUCUGCGGUACUACUUCUUUCUUCAUAACCUGGCUUGCAAACUUCAAACUGCUGUUGUAUGCGUUUGAUAAAGGUCCUUUGUUUUCAAAUCCACCUCUCCCUUUGUCCAAAUUCAUCCUCACUGCUUGCGUCCCGAUCAAAAUCAGCGAUAAAUCCCAAAAUAAGAAGAUAUCGACUCAACUUAAUGGAAAAUCUGACGAAUCUCAAGCUAAUGGACGCCGAUCAGAAGGAAAAUCUGACGAAUCUCAAGUCAAUGGAAAAUCUGAAGAAUCUCAAGCAGGUGGAGCUUCGAAAAAGGGAAACAAAUCGCCGAUCAAUUACUCUGUCAAGUUUAUGGUGUUUGUUUUGUUGCUGAAGAUUUAUGAAUAUGGAGAUCAGUUACACCCUCUAAUGAAAAUGGCUCUGUUUUGUGUUCAUAUUUAUGUGGUUCUAGAUGUAGGUUUAGCCAUGGUUGCGUAUUUAGCUCGAGCUAUUGUUGGUUUCGAGCUCGAACCACAGUUCGAUGAGCCGUAUCUGGCUACAUCUCUACAAGAUUUUUGGGGAAAGAGAUGGAAUCUAAUGGUUACAGGUAUACUUCAUCCAACCGUGUACCUUCCAGUCCGAUCAAUCUCCGGUAGAUUUCUAUCGAGAGAUUUAGCCUCGCUUCCGGCAGUAACGGCCACGUUUAUCGUCUCCGGUUUGAUGCACGAGUUAAUAUUUUAUUACCUUGGACGACUAAAACCCACAUGGGAAGUCACAUGGUUCUUCGUGAUUCACGGCGUGUUGGUGAGUUUGGAGUUGGUGGUUAAAAGGGCGGUGGGUGGAAGAUUCCGUCUGCCGGCGUUGGUUUCCGGGCCGCUGGCGUUGGGUGUGGUGAUGGCCACCAGCUUCUGGUUAUUCUUUCCGCCGUUCUUGCGGUGUGAGACGGAACUCCGGUCGUGUAAAGAAUUGGUUGCGUUCAUGGAACUUGUUGUUCGUGGAAGAUUUGUUGGUCCAAAUGACGUAUCUUGCCCUUACUAUUGAAGCUAAACGCGCCAAAGAUAGGAGGGUAUAUAAGACUUUUUGCUUUUAAUUUUUUAUUUAUUACUUACUUCACCUUACAUAUAAUUUUUGCUGUAUUUUCUCUUUUCUUUUAUCCUUUUUAAGCCUAUCACGUUAGCUUUCAAUAUUAAUUCAAAACAUACAUGUAAUAAUUUAAAAAUAAUUAUCAAAUUCUCUUCUUUGAUUUUCACAA